UCACUUUUUGUCAUUUUCAAAUUUCCCGGCGUUCCGUCUCCUGUACGUCCCGACGCUCGCAGGGGACGGAACCCAGAAGACAGAUGCCGGCAUCCGCCGGAUUACAUUGCCAGGGACACUGCAGGAGGGACAUCGCGGGAGCGCAGGACAAGGUAAGUGAUCGAGGGAUCCCGGAGCAGCGCUGCAUGGUAAGCCCGAGUGUAGCUCGGGGUUACCGCUUGUGGUACUGAAACCUUACCCCGAGCUACACUCGGGAAUACUGCCAGGGAGGUUAAAAGUCAGAAUUGCU
This is a messenger RNA of Staurois parvus, 289 nucleotides long. Lineage: Eukaryota; Metazoa; Chordata; Amphibia; Anura; Ranidae. The record is from the annotation of a GenBank genome assembly.